AUGAGCGUCCGGACUGUCGAACUCAAGCCUUUCCAGGACCAGAAGCCCGGCACUUCUGGCCUCCGCAAGAAGGUCAAGGUCUUCCAGCAGGAGCACUACUCAGAGUCGUUUGUCGCCAGCAUCCUCCAGUCCAUCCCCGAGGGUGUCGAGGGCUCGUUCCUCGUCGUGGGCGGUGAUGGCCGCUACUGGAACCCUGAAGUCACCCAGGCCAUUGCCAAGAUUGGUGCUGCGUACGGUGUCAAGAAGCUGCUGAUCGGCCAGAAUGGCAUCAUGAGCACGCCCGCGGCCAGCCAUCUCAUCCGAAUCCGAAAGGCAACGGGCGGUAUCCUCCUGACUGCCAGCCACAACCCUGGUGGCCCCGAAGAAGACUUUGGCAUCAAGUACAACCUGGCCAACGGUGCCCCCGCGCCCGAGAGCGUCACCAACAAGAUCUACGAAACCUCCAAGACGCUCACCUCAUACAAGAUUGCCGACAUCCCCGACGUCGACCUCAGCACAAUUGGCACACAAAAGUAUGGAGAGCUCGAGGUGGAGAUUGUCCACUCCACCGAGGACUACCUCAAGAUGCUCAAGGACAUUUUCGACUUUGACCUGAUCAAGUCGUUCCUCAAGCAGCACCAGGACUUCAAGGUCCUCUUUGACGGCCUGAGCGGCGUUACAGGCUCGUACGGUGUCGACAUCUUUGAGAAGGAGCUCGGCAUCCCCAACAGCACACAAAACUGCGUCCCCAAGCCAGACUUUGGCGGUCACCACCCCGACCCCAACCUGGUCUAUGCAAAGUCGCUGGUCGAUGCCGUCGACAAGAACGGCAUCCACUUUGGCGCCGCCAGUGACGGCGACGGUGACCGCAACAUGAUCUAUGGCGCCAAGUCGUUUGUGUCUCCCGGCGACAGUCUGGCCAUUAUUGCCCACCACGCCGAGCUCAUCCCAUACUUUAAGAAGCAGGGCAUCUACGGUCUUGCGCGCAGUAUGCCCACGUCUGGCGCGAUUGACCUGGUCGCCAAGAAGAAGGGCGUCUCGUGCUACGAGGUGCCUACUGGCUGGAAGUUCUUCUGCGGUCUCUUCGACUCCAACAAGAUGAACAUUUGCGGUGAGGAGAGUUUCGGAACAGGCAGCAACCACAUCCGCGAAAAGGACGGUCUGUGGGCGGUUGUUGCCUGGCUCAACAUCCUGGCGGGUGUUGGCCAGCAGACUGGCACCACGCCCAGCAUUGCGUCGGUCCAGAUGGACUUUUGGAAGACGUAUGGACGUACCUUUUUCACGCGCUACGACUACGAGGGCUGCGAGACGGAGGGUGCCAACAAGGUGACCAGCCACAUGAAGGAGCUCAUUACCACCAAAAAGGACGAGUUCCUCGGCUCAACCGUUGCCGGCCGCAAGGUGGUUGAGGCGGACGACUUUUCGUACACGGAUCUGGACGGCAGCGUCAGCAAGAACCAGGGUAUCUACGUCAAGUUUGACGACGGCAGCCGCAUCGUCGUGCGACUUUCGGGUACGGGAAGCAGCGGCGCCACGAUCCGCCUGUACAUUGAGAAGCACACGAGCGACGAGUCGACAUACGAGCUCGACGCCCAGGACUACCUCAAGGACAAUGUCAAGCUUGCGACUGACCUCCUGAAGCUGCAGGAGUACAUUGGGCGCACGGAGCCUGACGUCAAGACAUAG
This is a messenger RNA of Exserohilum turcica Et28A, 1665 nucleotides long. RefSeq lists its product as uncharacterized. Gene Ontology annotation, cellular component: cytosol. Gene Ontology annotation, molecular function: magnesium ion binding; phosphoglucomutase activity. The record is from RefSeq and is a predicted model, not a curated record. NCBI's taxonomy places the organism in Eukaryota, Fungi, Ascomycota, Dothideomycetes, Pleosporales, Pleosporaceae. The transcript has 3 exons. Gene Ontology annotation, biological process: carbohydrate metabolic process. Bases 1 to 1665 code for a protein of 554 amino acids.